AUGCCCUCAGGGGAGCGGCGCGGUCGCGUGGGCCCCGUUCGUUUUAGAACCUUUUUGCGCAACACAGUCCUUGACGUCAUGCGCAGUCGCGGGUGGCUUGAGACCGACAGCGACCUCGGCUGGGACGUGUUUUGGGCGGACGUGGGGUGGAUUCGCGACGUGUACGACCACGUGCGGCUGGACGACAUGCAGCGGAUCAACCACUUCCGCAACCACUUUGAGCUGACGCGCAAGGACUUCAUGGUGAAGAACCUGAAGCGCAUGCGGAAGAGCCUCGAGCGCGAGGGGCGCGUGGACGAGGCUACGGAGUUUGACUUCUUCCCCGUCACCUUCUCGCUGCCGCAGGACUACGGCCUCUUCGAGAUGGAGUUUCGCCGUCAGCCGAACGCGAUUUGGAUCAUGAAGCCACCGGCAAAGGCGCAGGGCAAAGGCAUCUUUCUCUUUUCAAGGAUCUCGCAGAUUGCGGAGUGGCGGCGGGACUACAAGCAGCGGCAGGUGGGGGCGGUGGGUGAGAAGCCGGGGGGGCCAUACGGAACCGAACCGGUUGAGCCGUAUUUGGCGCAGCGCUACAUUGACAAUCCGCACCUGGUGGGCGGGAAAAAGUACGACCUGCGCGUCUACGUCCUUGUGACGAGCUACUCUCCGCUUACGAUAUGGCUGCAUCGCACUGGAUUUGCACGAUUUUGUCAUCAACGAUUCUCGCUGAGGGACAUUGACAACACCUUUAUCCACGUCACAAACGUUGCCGUGCAGAAAACCAAUCCAAAGUAUACCCCGUUGUCGGGGUGCAAGUAUGGGCUUCGCAACCUUCGCCAGUAUAUUGCCGCUUCGCGCGGUGUAGAGGCGGCCCAGAAGGUGUUUGACGAUAUACAGAACAUGAUUCUGCGCUCCUUGCAUGCUGUGCAAAAAGUUAUUGUGCAAGAUAAGCAUUGCUUUGAGCUUUAUGGGUACGAUAUCAUGGUGGAUAAUGACUUGCACCCUUGGCUUAUUGAAACAAACGCUUCUCCUUCACUCUCCGCCGAGACGCCUGCAGACUAUCACUUAAAAUUCAACAUGCUGGAGGACAUGUUCAACGUUAUUGAUAUUGAGAAGCGUCGUACGGGAGAUGAAAUCCGCGUGGGUGGAUUUGACUUGAUUUGGAAGAAUGGCGCGGUGGGUCCUCCCUCUCGCGUGGAUGCGAAGGGGGUUGGCGUCACACAGUCAUUUUUAGGCUGCGCAAACGAGUUUGAAAUCCCUAUUACGCAUAUGCGGAUGCCCCCACGGCUUCAGCAGAUGGACAGUAGCGAGCGAUUGUUGACGUAA
Messenger RNA from Trypanosoma conorhini, 1302 nucleotides. Its product is annotated as tubulin tyrosine ligase. Gene Ontology annotation, cellular component: cilium. Bases 1 to 1302 code for a protein of 433 amino acids. The record is from RefSeq and is a predicted model, not a curated record. Gene Ontology annotation, molecular function: tubulin binding; tubulin-glutamic acid ligase activity; ATP binding. Gene Ontology annotation, biological process: protein polyglutamylation; microtubule cytoskeleton organization. The transcript has a single exon. Lineage: Eukaryota; Euglenozoa; Kinetoplastea; Trypanosomatida; Trypanosomatidae.